Molecule: messenger RNA, 4979 nt
Organism: Trichoplusia ni (cabbage looper)
Lineage: Eukaryota; Metazoa; Arthropoda; Insecta; Lepidoptera; Noctuidae
Product: chitin synthase chs-2-like
Exons: 24
Coding region: 122-4729 (1535 amino acids)
Cellular component (GO): cell septum; cell periphery
Molecular function (GO): chitin synthase activity
Source: RefSeq, a predicted model, not a curated record
CCGGUGAUAAAGAUAUAGGUACUGUUAUUGUUUAUUAGCUUAAAUCAGUUGUGAUAUAGCCGCAGAUAGUGAAACAUUGUGAUUGUGGAUGUGUUUUAAAUUAUAAACAGACAAAUAAGUUAUGGCGACGAAGCCCAAAACGCCUGGGUUUCAAGGGUUAGACGACAGUGACGACUCGGAGUCCGAGUAUACUCCGCUCUACGACGACGUUGACGAUACAAAUCAAAGAACAACUCAAGAAACGAAAGGAUGGAACCUGUUCCGAGAGUUUCCCGUGAAGAAGGAGAGUGGGUCCAUGGCAUCAACAGCCUGGAUAGACACCAGCGUAAAGUUCCUUAAAGUUCUGGCUUACAUUAUCACCUUCUGCGUUGUUCUUGGAUCAGCUGUCAUAAGUAAAGGAACACUGCUUUUCAUCACAUCACAGCUGAAAAAAGGGAAAGAAAUAAGCCACUGUAAUAAACAAUUAGCCUUGGACCAGCAGUUUAUAACAGUACACACACUGGAAGAGAGGAUAGCAUGGCUAUGGGCAGCCUUCAUAGCAUUUAGCAUACCGGAGUUGGGUGUAUUUUUGAGAUCAGUCAGAAUAUGCGCAUUCAAAACUGUUCACAAACCAACAUUUCUACAGUUUGCGUUGGCACUUCUUAUAGAAACACUACACACGAUUGGGAUAGCAUUACUCGUGCUUAUGAUCCUACCAGAACUGGACGUAGUAAAAGGGGCAAUGUUGAUGAACGCAAUGUGUUUCGUGCCAGGGGUUCUCAGCGCGAUUUCAAGGGACCGUACUGAACCCCGCUACACUAUGAAGAUUGUUAUAGAUGUUUUGGCAAUAUCAGCGCAAGCUACGGCCUUCGUGGUCUGGCCUCUUCUUAGAGGCACUGAUAUACUGUGGACCAUCCCUGCAGCAUGUGCUUUUAUUCCGCUCGCCUGGUGGGAAAAUUAUGUCGGCACUACGGGAAAUCAGUGGUCAGUUUUACUGCCUCUACAACAGCUGCGCGAUAGCCUCAAAAGAACGCGGUAUUACACACAGAGAGUGCUAUCAAUAUGGAAGAUAUUGGUUUUCAUGUGUGUAAUACUGGUCUCUCUAUAUAUUCAAGAAGAUGACCCGAAAACUUUCUUCACCUUAUUAACUACUGCUUUUGGGGAGCGUGAUUAUACUGUCCACGAGGUUCAAGCCAUCCAGGACACGAUCGAUGGCUUCUUGGGUUUCGAGGUAACGGGAAACAAAUUGGAACUAUCAGCUUCCUCGAGUAGUCCACUAUGGGUGGUCCUGAUCCAAGUGUUAUCCGCAUACGUUUGCUACGGCGCUGCAAAGUUCGCUUGCAAGAUCCUCAUUCAGAACUUCAGUUUUACUUUCGCCUUAAGUCUUGUUGGGCCAGUUACGAUUAACUUACUUAUUCUGUUCUGUGGUAUGAGGAAUGCGGAUCCCUGUGCUUUCCAUCGGACAAUACCUAAUAAUUUGUUCUUCGAAAGUCCUCCAGUGUACUUCAUUAACCAAUUCAUAGUUGGUGAGAUGGCUUGGGUGUGGAUCCUGUGGCUGGUUUCCCAGGCGUGGGUGACGGCGCACACUUGGCAGCCGCGUUGCGAGCGACUCGCCGCCUCUGACAAACUCUUCGCUAAGCCUUGGUAUUGCAGCAUCAUUUUAGAUCAAGCCUUGCUCUUGAAUAGAACCAAGGAUGAUGAUAAUGAUAUCUCUGUUGAUGACAUAAGAGGCCCGGGUGAUGAUACUAUAUCUAUAGCCAGCACAGACAAAGUGAUUAAGGAUGUGAAGCCAUCGGACAGUAUAUCCAGGAUCUACGUAUGCGCGACGAUGUGGCACGAAACAAAAGAGGAAAUGGUAGAAUUCUUGAAAUCCAUUUUCCGUUUAGACGAAGACCAAAGUGCACGUCGAGUCGCUCAAAAAUAUCUGGGAAUCGUUGAUCCCGAUUACUACGAACUAGAGGUGAACAUUUUUAUGGACGAUGCUUUCGAAGUGUCAGAUCACAGUACGGAAGACAUGCAAGUUAACCGUUUCGUCAAAUGUUUGGUUGAAACUAUGGACGAAGCGGCGUCCGAGGUACAUCUGACUAAUGUAAGGUUAAGACCCCCCAAAAAGUACCCAACACCUUAUGGCGGCCGACUUGUGUGGACCCUACCCGGAAAGAACAAACUGAUUUGCCAUUUGAAAGAUAAAGGGAAAAUAAGGCAUAGGAAACGAUGGUCUCAGGUCAUGUACAUGUACUACUUCUUGGGCCACCGUUUGAUAGACCUGCCAAUAUCCGUAGACCGCAAGGAGGUUAUCGCUGAAAACACGUACUUGCUUGCUUUAGACGGAGACAUUGACUUUAAGCCUGCCGCAGUGACUUUGCUUAUCGAUCUUAUGAAGAAGGAUAAAAAUUUGGGCGCGGCGUGCGGACGUAUUCAUCCUGUGGGCUCUGGCUUCAUGGCAUGGUAUCAAAUGUUCGAGUACGCUAUCGGACAUUGGCUGCAAAAGGCGACUGAACACAUGAUUGGAUGCGUACUCUGUAGUCCUGGAUGCUUCUCUCUGUUCAGAGGAAAGGCUUUGAUGGACGAUAACGUUAUGAAGAAAUACACGCUGACUGCUCACGAAGCCAGGCAUUUUGUGCAGUAUGAUCAAGGAGAGGAUCGUUGGCUUUGUACCUUACUGCUCCAGCGCGGCUACCGAGUCGAGUACUCGGCCGCGUCUGACGCCUUCACACAUUGUCCGGAACAUUUUGACGAAUUCUUCAACCAGCGCAGAAGAUGGGUACCCUCUACUAUGGCGAACAUUUUUGAUUUACUUGGUGACUCGAAGAGGACAAUCAAAGUCAAUGAUAAUAUAUCGACCCUGUAUAUUCUGUACCAGAGUAUGUUAAUGUUUGGUACAAUCCUCGGGCCGGGGACCAUCUUCCUUAUGAUGGUGGGUGCGAUGAACGCCAUCACUCAGAUGAGUAUGAUGAACGCAUUGCUACUGAACUUGAUACCCGUUCUCACAUUCCUCAUUGUUUGUAUGACUUGCAAGGCGAAAACCCAGUUAUUCCUGGCUAAUGUGAUCACGUGUCUUUACGCCAUGGUGAUGAUGAUGGUUAUAGUCGGUAUCGCCAUGCAGAUCGUGGAAGACGGAUGGUUAGCGCCAUCUAGUAUGUUCACAGUUGUAACAUUCGGCGCGUUCUUUGUAACAGCCGCGCUACACCCUCAAGAAAUCAUUUGUUUACUGUAUAUCUUUGUAUACUAUGUUACUAUCCCCAGUAUGUACAUGUUGUUGAUUAUAUACUCGUUAUGUAAUCUGAAUAAUGUAACUUGGGGGACGAGGGAAGUGGUUCAGAAGAAGACUGCUAAGGAACUGGAACAAGAGAAAAAGGAGGCUGAAAUGGCGAAAAAGAAGUUGGAUAACCAGAACGUGCUGAAGUUGUUCGGUAAGGGGGGAGAUGAGACGAGCGGCAGUUUGGAAUUCAGCGUGGCUGGCCUGUUCCGCUGUAUGUGCUGCACUAACCCCAAGGACCAUAAGGAGGACCUGCACUUACUGCAGAUCUCCCACUCCAUGGAGAAGAUUCAGAAGCAAUUGGAAUUGCUCGGCGCGUCUGUGGAAGCGGUAGAAGCUACAGAUAGGCGGCGGUCAUCAGCCGCCAUGCUGCGGCGCCCGUCCGCCGGCCUGCCCAUGGUGCCCGAAGACGAUGAUGAUGACAGCGAACUCUCUGUCAACACGCCAAGAGAAAUACGUGAAGAUCUAGUAAACCCGUACUGGAUAGAAGACCGAGACCUGCAGAAAGGAGAAGUAGACUUCCUGACCACAGCAGAGACUGAAUUCUGGAAGGAUCUUAUCGAUGUCUACUUAACGCCAAUCGAAGAAAACGAAGAGGAAAUUAAACGUAUUAAAACUGACUUGAAGAACCUUCGUGACAAGAUGGUAUUUGCGUUUGUGAUGGUGAACGCGCUUUUCGUCAUAGUUAUAUUCUUGCUGCAAAUAAACCAGGACCAGUUGCACUUCAAGUGGCCGUUUGGACAGCAAUCCAGUAUCGAAUAUGACAGUGAUACUAAUAUGUUCCAAAUCCAACAAGACUUCUUGACGCUCGAGCCGAUUGGGUCGGUAUUCUUGAUUUUCUUCGGGACAGUCAUUCUCAUACAGUUUACCGCCAUGCUGUUACAUAGGAUGGGCACACUCACCCAUCUACUCUCUAUCACGAACCUCAACUGGUACUUCAACAAGAAACCCGAAGACCUAUCAGAGAACGCGCUCAUAGACAGUCAUGCGAUAGAGAUAGCGAAGGACCUGCAACGUCUGAACACGGAUGACUUGGAUCGGAAUGGGUACAUUGAUGAUCAUGUAUCCCGUAGGAAGACCAUUCAUGACUUAGAGAAGUCCAAAAAUAACAAACAAGGCGCUAUCAAUCUGGAUGCCAACUUCAAGAGACGGCUGACCAUUCUGCAGAAGGGCGAUGCUUCCAUUAUCUCCCGCUUACCAUCCUUGGGAGCAAACCCAGAAGUGCGUCGUGCAACUCUCCGCGCUAUCAAAACUCGCCGCGACUCCGUCGUAGCCGAGCGCCGCCGCUCACAGCUGCAGGCAGCCAGGAACUCUACCAACGACUUCCUCUACAUCCCACCUGGUACUCCUAUUGAUGAUAUGAGCGGGCGGCCGUCGACAGCCGGCGCGUACUUGAACCGUGGUUACGAGCCAGCGCUGGACAGCGAUGAAGAGGGCACGCCGCGUCCGAGACGAUCAAGCGUUUGGUUUGGAACCAACACCAGAAAUUAAAGCACUCCUGAGAUAUUCAUGCACGACGAGGAAGGUUAACAAAAGAUAAUCUUCGAUGUCGCGUAUGUUUUGUCAAUGACACCUACCCGCGUCCCAGGAGGACGCGGAGGAGUUAAGACCUAGAUAUAUAGAUACCAAAAGUAAAAUGAAUUCCAGUGAAUGUUUCGUAAUAAUUUUGUUUUAACUGAAAAUGUCUAUGAACUGGACUGAAUUGUGAUUGAAAACAUUAAAAUCGUUUAUCUAAAUUAUA